This is a messenger RNA of Seriola dumerili (greater amberjack), 1682 nucleotides long. It is a transcript of the gene nr2f6a, whose product is annotated as nuclear receptor subfamily 2 group F member 6-like. The record is from RefSeq and is a predicted model, not a curated record. NCBI's taxonomy places the organism in Eukaryota, Metazoa, Chordata, Actinopteri, Carangiformes, Carangidae. Bases 328 to 1545 code for a protein of 405 amino acids. Gene Ontology annotation, molecular function: zinc ion binding; RNA polymerase II cis-regulatory region sequence-specific DNA binding; nuclear receptor activity. The transcript is spliced from 5 exons. Gene Ontology annotation, biological process: cell differentiation; anatomical structure development; negative regulation of transcription by RNA polymerase II.
CCAGGUCAUAGUGGAGUGGGAGGAGACUGAACUGCUCUUGUUUUUUUCUGCCAAACACCCUCCUCCUCAAUGUAAUAGCCUAUUUUUUUUCUCAUUGACAUCUGCUUGUUCACCCUGAGGACAGUUUUUUUUUCAUCACUUAUUUGCUCUAAAAUAAUCAAGAGACUUAAUUAACUAAUGAGAGCACAGGCACGCGGGAGAUACUGAUUCUCUCCAGGUGAAGGGAAACACACAUUCAGGACUUUUGAUAUUUAUGUUACCUUGACAGCAACCAGAAAUCUUGGCUGCCUGUCCCAUUUUCCUCUGCGGUGGUUCGGUAACCAAGCGAUGGCCAUGGUGAGUGGGGGCUGGGGAGAUCCCAAUGGGGGCACCAACGGUUUAGGGGACAAGAGCUACCUGAGGGGGGAGGAGGAGGACGGCUCUCCCCAGGCGGGGGGCAGCGACAUGGAAGCCGGAGACGAAGACAAGGCGUGCGUGGUGGACUGCGUGGUGUGCGGGGACAAGUCCAGCGGGAAACAUUACGGCGUGUUCACCUGCGAGGGCUGCAAGAGCUUCUUCAAGAGGAGCGUCAGACGCAACCUCAGCUACACUUGCAGGUCUAACAGAGAGUGUCAGAUUGACCAGCACCACAGGAACCAGUGCCAGUACUGUCGCCUGAAGAAGUGCUUCCGUGUUGGCAUGCGCAAAGAAGCAGUUCAACGCGGUCGGAUCCCACCUCAGCCGAGCCUCAGCCCCUCCAUCACGCCCAUAGGUGGCGCCAGCGGCCUUGGAGGUGGUGAAUUUUAUAACAACAACAAUGGAGGAAGUGGUGGAGGUCAGCCGGUGUCAGAGCUAAUUUCUCAGCUGCUGCGAGCAGAGCCUUACCCCAGCAGUCGGUAUGGGCACCAGUACAACCAACAGGCUGGUCCAGAUAAUGCCAUGGGCAUUGAUAAUAUCUGUGAACUGGCAGCCCGGCUUCUCUUCAGUACUGUGGAGUGGGCCAGAAACAUCCCUUAUUUCCCUGAGCUGCCUGUUUCAGACCAGGUUGCCCUGCUGAGGCUGAGCUGGAGUGAGCUGUUCAUCCUCAAUGCGGCCCAGUCGGCUCUGCCGCUCCACAUGGCUCCCUUGCUGGCCGCGGCCGGCUUCCACUCAUCGCCCAUGUCUGCCGAGCGAGUGGUUUCCUUCAUGGACCAGGUGAGGGUGUUCCAGGACCAGGUGGACAAGCUGACCAGGCUGCAGGUGGACUCGGCUGAGUACAGCUGUCUCAAGGCCAUCGCACUGUUCUCACCAGACGCCUGUGGUCUAACAGACCCAGUCCACGUGGAGUCUCUGCAGGAGAAGGCUCAGGUGGCUCUGACAGAGUACGAGAGGAUGCAGUAUCCAAGUCAGCCUCAGCGCUUCGGCCGCCUGCUCCUGCGCCUCCCUGCCUUGCGCGCUGUUCCCGCCAACCUCAUCUCUCAGCUCUUUUUCAUGCGCCUGGUAGGAAAGACACCCAUCGAGACGCUGAUCCGUGACAUGCAGCUCUCCGGAAGCUCAAUCAGCUGGCCGUAUGUCCCAGGACAGUAGCCCCCACCCCCCCGACGGAUGAGGUCUCCGUCUGGGAUUAGUGACGACAAGGACCCACAGGAAACCUCCUGACUCAUCACUAUCCAUCUGUGUGGUUAUCAAACUGCAGUGCCAGCUGGCCGUCAUACGUACUGUAC